UCUAGUUUAUAGCAUUAGUUCUGCAAAAUUCAUGGAGAUCAGCAGUCGCCCCCAAACCCACUAUAACUUUAUAUUGUAAGCCCGCAGUUUUACCUAUCGCUGAGCACCUGGAUACUCGGACCGACACAACUCAUGCAUCUACAAUCACGAGAUUUUAUUUUCGUUCAUCAAAUACAUUCCUCAAUUUAUGACGCACACAACUUUUCUGCUCGACCUGAUGGCAUUCUAUUCAGAUUCAAUUGCUGAAACGUGGUUAACGAUACAUAGGACUGACUUAAAUUUGCCACAGACUGAUGUAUUUCUCGAAGACUACCAGGCUAUUGGUCACUGUCAGACUUGUCUAAUUUCUUCUGUGCUCAAAGUGAUGGUAAAUAGCCUUGUGGCGCCUUACCAACGACGGAUACCCGCCUGUGUCACACGAAGCCUUGUGUUGCGUCUCAAAGCUGCUAAAUUACCAACUCUCCUUUAUCUUAUAGUUAACAAGCAAUAAC
Messenger RNA from Verruconis gallopava, 491 nucleotides. RefSeq lists its product as uncharacterized. The coding region runs from base 188 to 490 and encodes 100 amino acids. The record is from RefSeq and is a predicted model, not a curated record. NCBI's taxonomy places the organism in Eukaryota, Fungi, Ascomycota, Dothideomycetes, Venturiales, Sympoventuriaceae. The transcript is spliced from 2 exons.